AGUAGCAUUUAUCUAUUGUUCUAUGGACAGCAAAGCCUUUAUUUGGACUUGUUUGACAAGAACGAUAUCCCGGCAACCAGGUCUUGUAAAUACAAAAUGAAUCAACUGAAACAAGAAAGCAAGUAGCGCUGGAUAACUCUGCUUGGGAGGGGGCAGAGGGUAGGAAGGUCGGUCACUACCCUUCUCGGCCCUUUUUGCGAUGGGCUUACAAAAGUGUGGAGGCUGUUUGAGUUGUCUGCUAAUACCCUUAGCAGUUUGGAGUAUUGUUAUAAAUAUCCUGCUAUAUUUUCCGGAUGGGAAAUCUUUAUAUGCAUCGAACAAUGAUCUCACCAACUAUGUGUGGUAUUUUGAAGGAAUCUGUUUCUCUGGCAUUAUGAUGCUUAUGUUGGCAGCACUUUUAAUAAUCCUGGACCAGGAUUCCUUCCAUACAUGCUGCCAAAAUGAGAGCUGUACCAAAACAUACAGGCGUUUCAUUUCAGUUGUGCUUGCCCUGCUAGGGAUCUCAUUCUCUGGAUAUAGUCUCAUCAUAUCAGCACUGGGCUUAGUGCAGGGCCCAUACUGCAGAACACCAGCUGGAUGGGAAUAUCCCUUCAAAGAUACCGCAGGAAGUUAUCUCAUGGAUCCCACUGUGUGGUCUCAAUGCUCUGAACCAGCUUAUAUAGUGGAAUGGAACAUCAUUUUGUUUUCUAUCCUGAUAACUCUUAGCGGCUUACAGAUAUUGAUAUGCUGUCUGAAAGUGAUUGCAGAGUUAAAGCGGAUACUAUGUGGGACCUAUCCUGUUUUUGUGCAGCCUGCACUGAUCUGAAAGGAAAAGCGAACAUGCCAUCAUACAUUUUUGAUGUGGUUGAUAUUAGGGUGGUGUUAAGUGUUUUAUUUGCUUUGCUACAGUUCUUUUUACACAUUCAUCCACAUUUCUGUGGCUUAUAGGAAGUAACUCCUAUAUCCUUUUUCCACAUGUGGUUUACAGUGCUUCACACACUUCUGAGCAAGUGCACAGUCUUUGGUAUGACUGCACUUUCUUGUUCUCUCUUUUUACCUUCCUUGUGUUUCUUCCCUAUUUAAAAUGCGAGACCCCUGUCUUGCGGCCUUCUGUAUUUGCAUAUUAUAAAGUACUGUAAUAUAUCACGGAUGGUGCAUGAAUAAAUAUUUGGUUCAUAGGAA
Varanus komodoensis (Komodo dragon) is the source of this 1161-nucleotide messenger RNA. RefSeq names its product transmembrane 4 L six family member 18 (gene TM4SF18). NCBI's taxonomy places the organism in Eukaryota, Metazoa, Chordata, Lepidosauria, Squamata, Varanidae. The transcript is spliced from 5 exons. Bases 200 to 805 code for a protein of 201 amino acids. Gene Ontology annotation, cellular component: membrane. The record is from RefSeq and is a predicted model, not a curated record.